Protopolystoma xenopodis is the source of this 714-nucleotide messenger RNA. The record is from the annotation of a GenBank genome assembly. NCBI's taxonomy places the organism in Eukaryota, Metazoa, Platyhelminthes, Monogenea, Polystomatidea, Polystomatidae.
AUGAUUUUAGAAUUGCUACAACUCGGUGAAGACAGCCCCCUUUUGAAAGUAAUGUUUGAGGUUAUGCGUUCGCUCAGCCUCCAAGUGUCCAUCACUUUCUGGGUGUUGGGAUUUUUCAUAGUUAUAGUGUCCAUGUUUGGAAUGUACUCUGCUUACAAGCCGGAACUUGCCGUUUUUCUGGUAUCCAUCAUGCUUCAGAUGGUCCUGUUUGCUUUGCUCAUUCUCGUGCUUAGGAUGUACGCUAACCAGGAAAAAGCGAUUGAAGCAUUCGUCAUGGAAAAUAUCAAAAAAAUUCUUGUCUCCAAUUAUAAAAUGAACUCGGAUGAAGAGGAUCUGACAACGAGCAUGGGCUUUCAGGUUUUAUGGGAUGAGCUGCAGACUCGCUAUAAUUGCUGUGGGGUAUUCUCUUACAAGGAUUACGAGAACACUAGUGACUUUAACCCUUUAAACGGCAUGGUGCCUUACUCCUGUUGCCUCAAUGCGAGUGAAGAAUGCAUAGAAAACCCUCAAAACUCAAGCGAUUUAAUUCUGCGAGCCUGUUCGAAACCAUUGUGGGACGAAAUUAGGCCGAAAAUAGUCAUCGGCAUUUAUUGCAUGAUCCCAAUUGUGGUCUAUGUAUUCAUACUAAUUAUUCUAUCCUUCAUAGUCUGCUGCCAAACUGUCGAUUUUGACGAUGUAGAAGAGGAAGAUGACAAGGAAGAUUAUUACCAUUAG